AUGGUAAAAGUGGUCGGGAAGCUAAGGUGCACACGUAACAUGAUCCACAUGCAUCUCUUCAUGUCGUUCAUUCUCCGUGCCAUCUUUGUCUUCAUCCGGGACAUCAUUCAGGCCCAGAACGAAGCUGGCUUGCUCAAGUCCGAACUCCAGGCCGAGCUCCGAGCCGAUUCCGGGAACGACUCGCUACCAGUAGAUAGAGGGAAUCCGGGAUGCAAGGUAGCCUUUACCCUGAUCCAGUACUUUCUGGUGGCAAAUUUUUACUGGCUGCUGGUAGAGGGCGUCUAUCUCCACUCAUUAAUCACACUGGCAGUAUUUUCAGAGAAGUCUAUCUACAGAUACAUCGCGCUUGGAUGGGGUUGCCCUGCAUUUGUGGUGGUCCCAUGGGCAAUAGUGCGAUCGUUCAAAGAGUCAUCGGGGUGUUGGUGGAACGAUGUCACGCGAGAUUCAAGUUACUGGAUAAUCAAGGCACCCGUCAUGAUAUCUGUUAUCGUGAAUUUCGUUCUGUUUCUCCACAUAUUGUGUGUCUUGGCCACUAAGCUGAGAGCAAGUAACGCAGCUGAGGCAAGAACGUACAGUAAAUUGGCCAAGUCGACGCUGAUUUUGAUUCCGCUGUUUGGAGUGUAUUACAUCAUCACUGUUGGGAUGCAUUUUUCGAACGAUACCACGAUGGUCUAUAUCAGAAUGUACUUCGAACUCAUUCUUUCACCAUUCCAGGGUUUUCUCUUAGCGAUCCUUUACUGUUUCAUGAACGGAGAAGUGAAAAACGAGGUCAAGCGAAAAUGGCGUCUCCAUCUUUUGAACAGAACUCUGAGCACCCAUAGAACAUUGCGAAGCUGUCAGUCACGCUCAUCGUGUUCGACACCGCCUCGGAAAGAUUCGAUGAAGAACCAUUCCGUGUUUGAAACCAGCAUCGGGCGCUCGACGAUCGGCGAACGAUUCUUCGCGCUGAAGAAACAGUUCUCGCGAGGCGAUUCGUCCAAUGGUCACGUGGGAAAUGGCUCCCUAGGCAACAGCAUCGCGAUACCUGACCCCACUGAGCCGAGACCGACGCCUGAUGGCGCUGCAGAUCGGAGCAACAUGUAUGAUCACCAUCCACCCGACUUCGAUGACCUCGAGAACGACGUCGAGGUGAAUGAGAAAACCAAGAUUGAUAUCAAGAUCGAGGAGGCUUCGGAUGACACUCCAAACAGUGAUCGCGAUGAGAGGAUCCUCUUAGAGGAUGGAACUGAAGAGAAAAGCGAUGUUUUUGAGGAUGAUGAGGAGGAAUGCGAUUGCGAUAUGGCUUGCAGUGAAGGCCACACCAAACACGAUGUCAAUGAUAGUGAUUCAAGACAAAUAUUCAGUAACAUUGAGACCGAAGUCUGAACUCAGCGUCUCUGAGGCCCGGACUCAACAUUGUACAAAAAUGAUUUGAACUUUCGUCAACGUUUCUCAUGACAAAAAAAGAGAUCUUUCAUUACAUUUUACAAAAAUUAUGUACUAUAUUGACGUAAUGUUUCUUGAAUCGACGCUUAAUACCACGAUGCUUUUUUAACUUUUGCAAAUAUUUUGCUCCUUCUGAAGUAAAUCUGACACAAUUAAUGAUUGUUUCAGAACAGAGAGUUUUUACGCUGUCCCAUUUUCUCCUUGAAAACGAGCUCUAGGCUGAUGUUAGGUGGAGUAGGGUGGAGCAGCAUCGUCAGUCACCGGAAGUGAGAUUUAAUUGCCUGAAUUCACGAAGGAGAUUUAAAUUCAACCCGUGGUUUGAAUCUUCAUUUACAUAACCCAUGGUCUAAAAUUAGCGAAUCUCAUCGCGUACACAUUCAGAGGUCCAAUAUUAGAAGUCUCAGACCAUUAGUUAUGUAAAUGAAGAUUGAAACCAUGGGUUAAAUUUAAACCUUCUUCGUGAAUUCGGGCAAUUCAUGAGUCUGGAAUACUUAAAUAACACAUAGAAUAACAGAAAUAGUGUACAUGUAUCCUCCAGCCCUAGACAUAUUAAAGCAGUUUCACCGAGAGCCGGUUAGUGUAAAACACUCUUUCAGAGCAGACUAAAUGGAGUAGAUAGAGUAUAGACUUCAAGCUUCAGAGGGCGCCCUGUCACCAUGUCACGCAUGGGAACAUAGUCAAGGAGGCGAGUGUCAUUUACUCUGGCUUUGAAAAUACCGGGGUAAAAUACAUGAAAACAAACUGACCGUAAUUUAUAUUCACAGUGUACCAUUUAUUUUCCUUGGGAUAAGGUGUGAACUUUGAUUUGCGAGAAAUGUUGGUUUGCUUGCCACCUGAUUCGAGGGGGUUUACUUUCAAAGUUUUACAAUUGAAGUUGACUUCGUAGGUAGAUUACAUAUCCCAUAGUGUUUUGUAGUAAAAGGGAGGACAGCUUUUCCAGGGUGGUGGUGGUGGUGGACUGGUGGUGCAGC
This is a messenger RNA of Strongylocentrotus purpuratus (purple sea urchin), 2396 nucleotides long. Its product is annotated as parathyroid hormone/parathyroid hormone-related peptide receptor. Gene Ontology annotation, cellular component: plasma membrane. NCBI's taxonomy places the organism in Eukaryota, Metazoa, Echinodermata, Echinoidea, Camarodonta, Strongylocentrotidae. The transcript has 8 exons. The record is from RefSeq and is a predicted model, not a curated record. Gene Ontology annotation, biological process: cell surface receptor signaling pathway; adenylate cyclase-modulating G protein-coupled receptor signaling pathway. Gene Ontology annotation, molecular function: peptide hormone binding; G protein-coupled peptide receptor activity. The coding region runs from base 1 to 1365 and encodes 454 amino acids.